Molecule: messenger RNA, 2360 nt
Organism: Ctenocephalides felis (cat flea)
Lineage: Eukaryota; Metazoa; Arthropoda; Insecta; Siphonaptera; Pulicidae
Gene: IKKepsilon
Product: serine/threonine-protein kinase TBK1
Exons: 10
Coding region: 75-2327 (750 amino acids)
Biological process (GO): peptidyl-serine phosphorylation
Cellular component (GO): cytoplasm
Molecular function (GO): ATP binding; protein serine/threonine kinase activity
Source: RefSeq, a predicted model, not a curated record
GUUACCAGAGUGGACAAUACCAUAAUCAUAAAAAAUGUUUUUAAAAUAUGUACAUAAAUUGAAUUAUAUACAAAAUGUCGUUUUUACGAGGUUCUACAAAUUAUGUUUGGUGUACAACAAGUGUAUUAGGUAAAGGUGCUACCGGUGCUGUUUUCCAAGGUGUUAACAAAAACAAUGGGGAAGUCGUUGCAGUGAAAACAUUCAAUCAGUUGAGUCACAUGAGACCUCAAGAUGUUCAAAUGCGUGAAUUCGAGGUACUUAAAAAAGUUAAACAUGAAAAUAUUGUGAAACUUCUUGCAAUUGAAGAAGAACAAGAAGGUCGAGGUAAAGUUAUUGUAAUGGAGUUAUGUACUGGGGGCAGUCUGUUUAACAUUCUUGAUGAUCCAGAAAAUACUUAUGGUUUGCAAGAAAAUGAAUUUCUCCUUGUUGUUGAACACUUGAGUGCUGGUAUGAAGCACUUACGAGACAACAAUCUUGUACAUAGAGAUUUAAAACCUGGUAAUAUUAUGAAAUUUAUUGCUGAAGAUGGAAGAACCAUAUAUAAGUUGACAGACUUUGGUGCUGCUAGAGAGUUACAUGAAGACCAACAGUUUAUGUCUUUAUAUGGUACCGAAGAAUAUCUCCACCCAGAUAUGUAUGAAAGAGCUGUUUUACGAAAACCUGUUGGAAAAACUUUUGGGGCUACAGUUGAUUUAUGGUCAAUAGGAGUAACCCUAUAUCAUGUGGCUACUGGCAACCUACCAUUUCGUCCAUAUGGUGGUCGCAAAAAUAAAGAAACAAUGCAUUUUAUCACUACGGAGAAGGCUUCUGGAGUCAUCAGUGGAACUCAAACUUCAGAUAAUGGUCCUAUUGAUUGGGGCCGAGAACUACCAGUACAUUGUGAAUUAUCUGAUGGGUUGAAAAAAAUUGUUACGCCUUUAUUAGCUGGAUUGCUUGAAGUAGAUACCAACAGAAUCUGGAGUUUUGAAAAGUUUUUCAAUGAAGUAACAUUAUUUUUAGCUAGAAAAAUAGUACAUAUAUUUUAUGUGAAUAAAGCAAAGAGUUUAAGGGUGUACAUGCAUUUAGAAGAUACCUUAAGUGAUUUGCAAUAUCACAUUCAAGAGCAAACUGGCAUGGUACCUGCCAGUCAAUUACUUUUAUUUGGAAAUAAACCAUUGUCUGCAAUUUUAGAAGAUAGUACACCUGGUAGAGGAUAUCCAGAAACAACAUCAUUGAAACCUAUUAUGCUAUUUUCUCGUGAUAACAACAAUGUUUUACUCUCACCUUACCUGGAAAUUCCAAAGUUUCCUGUUUUUCCAAAUUUAGUUUCUGUUGAGAAUGAUGCAACAAUGUCUAAAGCAGCAUGUAGUGUAGGUCAUGUAUAUAAACGGCGAAUUGAAAAUCUGACAUUAUCCAACCACCUUAUGAAUAUUUGUGUGACAAAUUUCACUGAGUUAGUUGAAGAGCAACUAAUUAAGUUACAUUGCACUUGUGAAAAUUUGUUGGAUUACACGAACUCUGUGGAAAAUAAUGCAGAAACAUAUACUAAAAGUUCUAAAUUUGUGAAAGAUAUACUUAAAUAUUUAAAUGCUAACACAGUCAAAGAUGUCACAGAUCUCAAAGUGCCUUCUGAUGAAUUACGUAAAAAUUUAAUGCCAGCUGUACAACAAUUGCACCAUCGAUAUGUUGUUGAACAUACAUUAAGCUGUGAAUGGAAAAGUGCUACUCGUUCUAUUAACUCUCCAAAAGAAUCAAGAGCUGAUCAUAAGGCAAAACUUUUAAUUGAAAGACUUCGUGAAUCUUGGAAUCAUUUAUUGCGAGACAGAGCUACUAGAACACUUACAUAUAAUGACGAGCAAUUUCAUGUUCUUGAAAGAAUUAAAGUAAUGGAAACAGGUCGAAGGAUAAAAAAUUUACUGGACAAUGAUAUCUUGCCUGCUGUUAACCAAACAACUGAAUGUUUAGCAGAUUGGUAUAAAAUGGCUCAUACUGUGUUUUUACAAACUAGAAUUUUAGAAAAAGACAUUGCUGAAUAUGAGCAGCAUUUGACAAAGUUUACAUCAAAGUUAAACUUAGAGAGUAGUAAUUUGGACAAUCAUAUGCAGCAUACACUUAAGAAGCUAAAGAAUAUUAUUGAAAAGUCAAAAUCUCCUGACAAAAUAGUGAAGACACCACUUACUUCAAACGUGGAAAUUCAAAAAAAUUUGAAAACAUUAAUGACAAUUAAAAGUGAAAUAUCAUCUAGUUUGAAUGAUAACUGGGAAAUCAUGAAAGAAUUAAUGCAUUUAGUAAACGAGGUUAAUAAGCCUGAAAACUGUGAUAUAAAUGAAAUACUAGAUAACCAUUAAGUUUUAUAAAUUAUUUUAUAUAUUAUAAGUACU